This is a messenger RNA of Atta colombica, 2815 nucleotides long. Its product is annotated as zinc finger protein 260-like. NCBI's taxonomy places the organism in Eukaryota, Metazoa, Arthropoda, Insecta, Hymenoptera, Formicidae. The record is from RefSeq and is a predicted model, not a curated record. Gene Ontology annotation, cellular component: nucleus. Gene Ontology annotation, molecular function: zinc ion binding; RNA polymerase II cis-regulatory region sequence-specific DNA binding; DNA-binding transcription factor activity, RNA polymerase II-specific. Bases 331 to 2610 code for a protein of 759 amino acids. The transcript is spliced from 3 exons. Gene Ontology annotation, biological process: regulation of transcription by RNA polymerase II.
UCGAGGACGGUAUUCGGAGUGUUUGAAGUUUCUACGAAUCGACGGAUCGAUUAUGGAGCGACGCACAUCGCGCCUCCAUUCGAUGCGAAGCCGUGAGUGCGCAGCACUCUGAACAGUCCUGAAAAGAAAAAGUCAGACGUGCUGUUCAGCAGUAAAAGACUGCAAGAGACUCGAAAGAGAUUGAGAGCAGUGCACCGCGUCUACUGGGCGUCACUGUCAUAGUAGCAACAUCGGGUCGGGGGUGGCACGACGCAUGAACGCGCCCCGCAUCGAGAAGUUGAGAACCGCUCCGAACUUGUCGCAGGUGAACAUUUCAUCUUCGACGGAAUAAUGACUUCGGAUUACUUUACUUUACCAGUUAAUAUGGACAGAGUAUGUAGGAUCUGUCUUCAAGAGGGUACCAAUUUGUCAUCAAUCUUCUCCUCUACACAAGAAGUGAACAAUCUCACGGGUCUUUCUCAAAAAAUACAAAUUUGUGGCUCCAUUGAAAUAGAUGAGCAGGAUGGAUUACCUUCCCUGAUAUGUAAUGACUGCAUUUACAAGGCCAGCGUCGCCCAUGAGUUCAGACAACAAUGUCAAUACUCUGACGCAAGAUUACGCAUGUACUACAAUAAGCCUGUCAAAUCUAUUAAGUCUACCAUGGAUUUGCAGGAUUCUUAUACACAAACAGAUCUACAAACAAGAUUUGUACAGUCAAAAAAGUCAGACCACUUUCAAGAGGAUUAUUUUAAGGAAGACAUGCAAGUAGUUACGAGUGCACAAGAGUACAUUCAAACCACCGAUUCAUUUCCCAGAGUCAAUCUAAAUACCAAUCAAAUUCAAAUACCAGAUGAAAAGCUAUUCAUUUGUUCUAUCGGAUUUGAAGGAAGUAAAGAAGAGGUGAAAGAUUCUUGCAUAUCAGAGAAUGAGGUUCAUCAAAUGACAAUAGUACAGGAAGAUGCACAGGGUACUAACAUUAUUAAUUUACAAAACAAGGAUGACGAAAUUAAGGAAGCCGAUCAGUAUGUGGAAAAGAAUAUAGUUCAGGAGGAGCAAUUCGUGACUGAAAGUUUAUCCAAUGAUAAUAUAGAAGAGGAAAAUGUCCCGCAAAAACGCACAUCUACGAGAAAAACAAAAUCUGCUAAAACAUAUAGCGACGAUGAGGUUGUUGACAAUUAUUACGAGCCGAGUAGUGAUAGCCAAGAUUCAGUGGAGUCCAAGUUUAAAUGUAAGGUCUGUUCCAAACAAUAUGCAACACAGAAGGGUCUGAAGAAGCAUGCUUUGGUCCACGAAAAGAAAUAUAAAUGUGAUAUCUGUUUAAAAAUGUUUUACAAGCAGGAAAACAUGGAGAAUCAUCAGAAGAUUCAUGCAUCGAAACCGCAUGCGUGUCAGCUUUGUCAUGCAUCCUUCUCAAAGUCUCAGAGUCUCGUGAGGCACUUAAAGUCACAUACAGAGAAAGUAAACGAUAUGAUUAAGCAGAUCAACACAAGCGAGCGAAAAGAUAAUAAAGAACCGAAGAAAGAAUUUAAGAGUGAAGAUGAUACCGAUGAUGAGACUGGGCCUGCGAAUGAAGCGGACGAAUUCGAGAACGCGCCAGAAUUGUACAAGUGCGAGAUUUGCAACCAGUACUGCUCAUCCUUGAAGAAUUUAAGAAGACAUGCACUGGUGCAUGGCGACAAGAAGUACUCUUGUACUGUAUGUAAGAAAUGGUUCUUCAGGCCAGAUACAUUAAAGAAACAUGCGGAGAAGCAUGGACAUGGGCUGUUGGAUAAUUUGAUGGAUGAUAAUAAGCUAUACGAUUCGGAUGACGACGAUAUGCCAAGCAACAACACGAUGGAUCCUCCACCGGAGGGCGAAAACGUCAAGAAAGAGGAGAGCGACGAGGAAGGAACUGGAGAAUACAAAUGCCAACAUUGUGACAAGGUCAUGGCCACCAAGAAAGGUCUGCGACGGCAUGUAUCGAUGCAUAAGCCUAAGGCCGAGCCAGUUACUUGCGAGAUUUGUAGGAAAGUCUGUGCAAGUCAGGCUCGUCUCGUUCUCCAUCAGAAAACGCAUAAGCCGAAAGAGAAGGUACCGCGCGAGUAUCUGUGUCAUAUCUGUAGUAAGGUAUACCCAAGCAAUUCGUCCCUCACCUACCACAUGCGAACUCACACCGGCAUUAAGCCACAUGUGUGCAAGACAUGUAACAGCGGUUUCACGACCACGACAAGCCUGGCGAAUCACAUUCGUAUUCACACAGGCGACAAGCCAUUUGUGUGUCACGUAUGUAGCGCCGCAUUUGCUGUCAGCUCGGCUUUUCGCAGACAUUUAACCCGACAUACUGGUGAAGCAAAUUACCUAUGUAAAACCUGCGGUAAAGCUUUCAAGAGGCUUAGCACGUUAAAAGAGCAUACGUACACUCAUUCUGGUGAGAAACCGUACGUAUGCAAGACGUGCGGCGCCGCGUACAGUCACAGCGGCAGUCUCUUUGCACACCAGAAGCGUUGUCGCGCCCAAUAUGGCGAGAUGAUUGUUGAUGAUCACAAUCAUCAUCACAUACCACAUACAAUUACUCAUAUCCACGUAAAUAUGAAUAACGUUAAUAACGGACAAGCAGUGCGACCAGUCGCUAUGAUAGGUCAAAUGUUUUAAGAACGAAGUGGUAUCAUAGAUUACAAGCGUUAUCUGCGAUGAGUGUUGUGUAUAAGUUGUGCAGCUGUAAAUCGUAUAUACAAAAUACGUGUAACAUAAGCUGCACGUCCUCUAUAAAUGUACAUACAACUCAUUUUUCAUAAUGAAAAAUGUUCCUUGAAUAUACUCGACGCACGCGCUCGAAGACUAAUUCUUUACUUUUAAA